Molecule: messenger RNA, 1686 nt
Organism: Aureococcus anophagefferens
Lineage: Eukaryota; Pelagophyceae; Pelagomonadales; Pelagomonadaceae
Exons: 3
Coding region: 1-1686 (561 amino acids)
Source: RefSeq, a predicted model, not a curated record
AUGCACGCGAUCCUCGCGCUCGCUGUCGGCGCCGCGGCCUUCGGCAGCAGCUCUAGCGCCACCUCCUCCGAGGACCUCGAGAGCAUCGAGGCGACGCUGGACCACGUCGAGGAGAUGGUCUACAACCACACCUACACGCCGUCCGCGCCCAUCGGCACCACGACGCUCGGGCACGGUGUCGAUCCGGACGACUACUCGACCUUGGACGACUACCAACUGCCCAUGCGCCGCCGCCUCGAAGACGGGGAGAGCCUCGGCGUGCUCGGCCUGGGCUCGGGCGACUUGAACUUGUUCGAGCGCGCGGGCUUCGUCGUGCCGUUCGACUGGGAGUGCCAGACCGGCACGAGCGGCGGCGUGUACCCGUGCCCGAACGGCAUCCCUUCGACGUGCCGCGCGAACACGGGCGGCGUGUCGUCGGCGUGCGCCAAGUGCUACUGCGAGGUCGGGAGCCACACGUGCUGCACGUACUACAGCGAGAGCAACACGUACUCGGAAGACGGCUACUGGUACGGGGGCUUCGAGUGCCCGUCGGCGCUCCUCAGCGGCGGCGAGCUCGUGACGGACUCGGCGGUCAACUACUGCGAGGUCGGCGACGCCGUCUCCGCGCUCUACGACGACGGCGAGUCCUACUCCGCGACGGUCACCGAGGUGACGGGCAGCGACAUCACGGUCACGUACUCGGACGACGACACGUCGACCUACGACCUCACGGAGUCCGGCAACGUGGUGCAGACCGCGAGCGGCGCGGACUGCGUCACGACCUGCGACUCGUCGACGCUCGACACGGAGGUCUGGGGCAACCAGUGGUGGAACGACCCCUACGUGUCGCAGUCGUACAUCAACUUCAAGGUGACGCGCUACGAGAUGGCGGACGCGUUCGGCGUCGAGUUCUACUCGACGGAGGGCGACACGCUCAAGGUCUUCUCGACGGGCGACGUGCACUUCAAGCCGGACAACGCGGAGCGCACGGUCUACAUCAACGAGCAGGUCGAGUACGAGUACGAGACCGACGUCGACCGCCGCCUCUCGACGGCCGAGGCCGUGCUCGGGGACAUCGACCUCACGCUGCCCAUCGACCACGCGCGGCUCGUCGAGGCGCGGUACCGCCACAGCAACACGCGCGGCGGCUCCCAGAAGCCCGCGGCCGCCUCGGAGGUCCCGAGCCCGAAGGGCGAGCCCGUCGCGCUGAAAGACGCGCCCACGCGCGCGGCCUCGUCCGCGUACCCGAAGGCGUCGCCGGCGACGACGAGCAGCUCCGCGACGGAGGGCGACACGCUCAAGGUCUUCUCGACGGGCGACGUGCACUUCAAGCCGGACAACGCGGAGCGCACGGUCUACAUCAACGAGCAGGUCGAGUACGAGUACGAGACCGACGUCGACCGCCGCCUCUCGACGGCCGAGGCCGUGCUCGGGGACAUCGACCUCACGCUGCCCAUCGACCACGCGCGGCUCGUCGAGGCGCGGUACCGCCACAGCGACACGCGCGGCGGCUCCCAGAAGCCCGCGGCCGCCUCGGAGGUCCCGAGCCCGAAGGGCGAGCCCGUCGCGCUGAAAGACGCGAGACUCAAGGAGGCCCGGCGUCUCGAGGUAGCCCGGCGUCUCUCCGGCCGCCGCGCCCCCCCCCUGAUCUCCUCCGCGGGGUCGUUCUCGUUGGGCGGCGGCAGCAACCGGUCGGGCAACAGCUGA